Didymodactylos carnosus is the source of this 618-nucleotide messenger RNA. NCBI's taxonomy places the organism in Eukaryota, Metazoa, Rotifera, Eurotatoria, Philodinida, Philodinidae. The record is from the annotation of a GenBank genome assembly.
AUGCGUCGAGGCUACGAGAAAGAAACGUGGGGCCGACAACUUGUAAUUCAAACCCCAGCUAAUGUGACAGACAAAGAUAUUAUCCAACGAUACGGAGCUGAUAUGGUGAUAACAUGCUCGCAACUGAAUAAACCAGUCACCUAUCAAAUAGAAGUGUGUCAAACAUCAUUUCCAAUUACAAUUAUAGCAAAGAGAGGUCCGAUGCAAAAGUUCGUUCAAACUACAAUCGAGAUGGACGAUGAGGCCAAUGUCGCUCAAGCACAUUCUCGCCCUCCUUCCAAAAAUCUCUAUCUUGUUACAGUUGUAUUAACGUACGAAAUUGACUAUCAAAGUGAUAAACAAAAGAAUAUGAAGACAUCCUAUCAACGACUGAUCGAACGUCGACCCACGGAGGCACCAUCCAACAAUCAAAAUUGGUUUUAUCGAAAUGAUGAAGGCCGGUGGAUACGGUACGAAUCACUCGUGCAAGACACGAUUGAGACAGCGUUUCGGUUAUAUCGAUCUGGACAAGGUCUAUCAACAGUCGACGUUGAAUUUCCUGGACGCCCCGAGACAUAUCAAAUUAGUUUUCGGUGGGACAACAAACAAACAAAACAACAAAUGUAUCCAAAAUCAUAA